UGUAUACAUUGAAAGGACCUACCUAUUUUGAAUGAUCUGUUGAAAACAUUCAAGACCAUAAAAUUUAGAAGACCAAAAUGGAUAUCCGGGGUGCUGUGGAUGCUGCUGUUCUAACCAACAUAAUUGCUGCCAAGGCUGCAGAAGUUUGUGCCAACAAAGUGAACUGGCAGUCCUAUCUUCAGGGGCAGAUGAUUUCUGCUGAAGAUUGUGAAUUCAUUCAAAGGUUUGAAAUGAAAAGAAAUCCUGAUGAGAAGCAAGAGAUGCUUCAAACUGAAGGCAGUCAGUGUGCUAAAACAUUUAUAAAUCUGAUGACUCAUGUCUCCAAAGAACGGACAGUUCAGUACAUACUAACCAUGGUGGAUGAUACAUUGCAGGUAUGUGGACCUUUAUUUAAUGCCUUUGGUGACUUCAUUAUUUUGUGCACUGCACAGUAACAACAGGUCUGGAAGGUUUCACUUAUAGCACUUGUUCUCUUCUAGUGUGUAAUAUAUUCUUCUUCAUUAUAUAAGUUGUAAUUUGCUAAUGGUGGUAAGGAUGGGAAUGUCCACAAACAGGCUAUUUUUGUCAUUUUCCAGGAUGUUAGGUAAUCAAUCUGUAUUUUUUCCACAAUACCUCCAAAUUCUUUGUUGGGCACCACCUGGGCAAGUCACUUGAGGCUCUCCAGAUGCCCUUACAGAUUAUCUGGACGUAUUUACAAAUGAUAAGACUCCUCCUCUCUUAGUCAUUCAGCAGAUUUCAGUGCCCUUAGU
Molecule: messenger RNA, 749 nt
Organism: Manis pentadactyla (Chinese pangolin)
Lineage: Eukaryota; Metazoa; Chordata; Mammalia; Pholidota; Manidae
Product: V-type proton ATPase subunit H-like
Exons: 3
Coding region: 78-434 (118 amino acids)
Biological process (GO): proton transmembrane transport
Cellular component (GO): vacuolar proton-transporting V-type ATPase, V1 domain; lysosomal membrane
Molecular function (GO): proton-transporting ATPase activity, rotational mechanism
Source: RefSeq, a predicted model, not a curated record